AUGACCACCCGUUUACUCGCGUAUCUCCAGCUCGGCAUCGCGCUCUACCACUCGGGGGUUAGAGCCCAGGCUACACUCAACCCCACGGAUACGAUGAUCAUCAGCAACGCGCAAGUCAGUCCGGACGGCUUCGCUCGAUCGGCUGUCGUUGUCAAUGGUGUCCACCCAGGCCCACUUCUUACAGGACAGAAGGACGAUACCUUCGCCAUUAAUGUGGUCAAUGAACUCAAUGACCCGACGAUGCUUCGUAGCACCAGUGUCCACUGGCACGGUCUCUUCCAGAAGGGAACCAACUGGGCUGAUGGCGCGGAAGGUGUCAACCAGUGUCCUAUCAGUCCUGCCUCCCCCGAGAACACUGAGAAUGCGUUUGAGUACCGUUUUACCCCUGCUGGACAUGCUGGAACGUUCUGGUACCAUUCGCACUUUGGUACGCAGUAUUGCGAUGGCUUGCGUGGUCCGAUGGUCGUUUAUGACCCCCAGGAUCCAUACUUGGGCGACUACGAUGCCAGUACAGUCAUCACCCUAGCGGACUGGUUCCACACCCCUGCUCCCUCCCUUCGCGCCCCUUUCCGCCCCGACGCCACUCUCAUCAAUGGGAUCGGGCGAACUCCCGGAGGCGAGCAGGUCGACCUUGCCGUCGUCAAUGUGGAGGCUGGGAAGAAGUAUCGCUUCCGAGUGGUCUCUCUGGCCUGCGAUGUCAACUUCCAGUUCUCAAUUGACGGGCACAAGUUGACCAUUAUCGAAGCUGAUGGGCAGUUGACUGAUCGACUUGAAGUUGAUAGGAUCCAGAUCUUCACUGGCCAACGAUACUCCGUCAUUCUCAACGCAAACCAGGAACCUGGCAACUACCGUAUCCGCGCAAUCCCCAACGCCGGAGUCCCAGGUCUGGUCGGUACAGUUGACGAGGGCGUCAACUCUGCCAUCCUGCGCUACGCCGGCGCACCCAUCGAGGAGCCCUCCUCCGACCCGCCCGCCAACCCCGUCGACCUGCGCGAAUGGGAGCUCCACGCCUUCUCCGGACCAGGCUUUGACCCCUCUGCGCCAGGUACGCCGGAGAUCGGGGCGGCGGAUGUGGUGCUGCCGCUGCAGUUUACCUUUGUGGGGGGCAAGUUCCAGGUUAAUGGGGUGGCGUAUGAGAGUCCGGAUGUGCCUACGCUUUUGCAGAUUAUGAGCGGUAGGAAUCCUGGGGAGCUUAUGCCCGAGGGGUCCGUGCAUUAUUUGCCUAGGAACCAGGUUGUGGAGGUGCAGAUUCCGAGUGGGUCGAUUAGUAAUAGUGGACCUCAUCCGUUCCAUCUUCACGGCCAUGCCUUCAGUGUUGUCCGCAGUGCGGGUAACAGCACCCCCAACUUUGUUAAUCCUGUGAAGCGGGAUGUUGUUAGUAUCGGCGGUGCAUCGGAUUCAGUCACUAUUCGAUUCGUUACGGAUAACCCUGGACCCUGGUUCUUCCACUGCCACAUUGAACCCCACUUGGUCGAUGGUCUUGCUAUCGUCUUUGCCGAAGCUAUGGAAGAUACUGUGCAGGCCAACCCUCUCCCCGAAGAUCGUGAGUACUGUUCUGUACUCCAUGCUUUCAGUGGCAAUCUUUGCUAA
Molecule: messenger RNA, 1590 nt
Organism: Coprinopsis cinerea okayama7#130
Lineage: Eukaryota; Fungi; Basidiomycota; Agaricomycetes; Agaricales; Psathyrellaceae
Product: laccase 6
Exons: 11
Coding region: 1-1590 (529 amino acids)
Molecular function (GO): copper ion binding; oxidoreductase activity
Source: RefSeq, a predicted model, not a curated record